AAACCCCAAAAGCCUUCUUUUUGCAGGCAAGGCAACUGAAAACAAGUACAUGUUGCCCUCUGCAGUUUCAGAUAUUUCCUCCUGCAUUCUGUGUUCUGAUGAUCAGUAAAAUCAGCUGGGAAUCCUUUUUGGCAGCAGUAGUUUGCAGCAAAGCAGUGUAGAUACAUUUGCCCUCAUUAAAAAUGUGAGGUUUGUAGCUUCCUCCCUCCCUAGCCUUUGUUCUAUGUGGGGAAGUUUAAUAGCUGCUGAUAGAGAAACUCUGAAAGUGGUGCCAAGUGUUCACGUCAGCUUGCUGCCUUCUUUGCUGUUUACUUGCUUUAUUAAUUGUCUGGUCUGUAAGAGUGGAGUUUCCAAGUUGGAUGUAGGCUCCCAGUUCCCACUGUUAAAUCAUUAAAUUACUGAUGCUGGAGUCCCUCUCAAGGAAAGCACCAUAUUCUCAUCCUCAACUACAUCUGUAGCUGGUGCUUUUUAAGAACUAAUUAGCAGAAAUUACAGACCCUGAUGCAAAGUGUUUCUUUCGGAUUGGAAUGGUCUGGGGUAGUGGUCCUGGGGUAGCUGUUCUGGGGUGAUGACCUCUCUAAGAUGAGGUGUGUUUGGAGAUGUUCUGAGACUACUGUAUCCCCUGUGGCAAGGCCUGUCUGCUUCCCUUCUGCUCUAGAUCUUGCCUUUUUUUGUAAUUCUGCUUUUGACACGUGGAGGCUGUCCAUCUGUUGGAUAACUGAGUCCAGAGUAAAAAGGGAGAGGUAGUGUGACCGAAGAUGCUCCUGUUUAACCUCUGUCACUAGCUUUAAAAGCACAAUAACCAUGGACGAAUUUAGGAAAAGAUGCUGAAAUGUAGAGGCCUGAACAGUCCCAUGCAGGAGGAUAUCAGUUUUGAGAGAAGGAGAGUGAAGUCACCAACAAAAGUUGGAACCCAUGUAGUAAAGGAUAUGGACAAUAAACUGCACAAAGCUGGAAAUGAAACAUUUGUGCGAGAUAUGAAACAAGAUGAUUCAAAAGAGAUUAUUGACAGUAUUAUAGAAGAAAGCCAGAAGGCCCAACAACUAGAAGAUGAUUCUUUAGCUUCUAGAGGAAAUGAAUUGACUGUUCCAACUUCAGAUGCAAAUGCCUGGAUUUCUGGAGCAGGUAUCAUUAGUGAUAUCCCAGAAGUACUAGCUGCUAAAAUACCAUUACCAGAAGACACUAGAGAACCAGAGGAUCAGAGUGUGUGUAAGGACGCUGAACUGGAGUCUGGGAAGCUUUUGGUUAGUUCUGACCAACAGGAAUCUCAUAAACCAACAAAAGUAACAAAUGCAACUGACCAUAAAAUGGAUGAAACUGAAGCACAAGGAGAAACAUCAAAAAAAGAGGACAUAACAGACAAGAAAGAGGCAAAUACUUUAGAAAAAGUGGCUUCAGAUUUAUCUACCAAAGACCUUUCUACAGCAGAAGAAAUGCCCCCAGCAAAGCCCCCAAGGCAGCUGACUGUGGAGCCUGACAUAGUUGCCAGCACAAAGAAACCUGUCCCAGCCCGGCCCCCGCCUCCCACAAAUGUUCCUCCUCCGAGACCUCCCCCUCCUGCACGGCCAGCUCCACCUCCCCGGAAGAAGAAGAGUGAACUGGAUUUUGAGGUGCAAAAACCUGUUUUAGAAGUUUCUCGAGACAGCUUCACAGCUGGUGGUCUUUUAACUUCAAGUUCAGUGACAGAAGGUGUGCCCAAAGAUUCUCAGCCUUCCUUGGAUUUGGCCAGUGCAACUAGUGGAGACAAAAUCGUCACUGCCCAGGAAAAUGGGAAAGCAGCUGAUGGCCAAACAACAAAUGAAGUACUUGGACCACAAAGACCCAGGUCUAACUCUGGCAGAGAGCUCACAGAUGAGGAAAUUCUAGCCAGUGUAAUGAUAAAAAACCUUGAUACAGGUGAAGAAAUACCUCUGAGUUUGGCUGAAGAAAAGUUGCCAACAGGCAUUAAUCCCCUGACUUUGCAUAUCAUGAGGAGAACUAAAGAAUAUGUCAGUAAUGAUGCAGCACAGUCUGAUGAUGAAGACAAAAUGCAGACACAGCAAACUGACACUGAUGGAGGGAGGUUAAAGCAGAAAACGACUCAACUGAAGAAGUUCCUUGGCAAAUCUGUGAAGAAAGCAAAGCACCUUGCUGAAGAAUAUGGCGAACGUGCUGUUAAUAAGGUUAAGAGCGUUCGAGAUGAAGUCUUUCACACAGAUCAAGAUGAUCCCUCUUCCAGUGAUGAUGAAGGGAUGCCCUAUACAAGACCAGUUAAGUUCAAAGCAGCACAUGGCUUCAAGGGACCUUAUGAUUUUGAACAAAUUAAAGUUGUUCAGGAUCUCAGUGGAGAGCAUAUGGGUGCUGUUUGGACAAUGAAAUUUUCUCACUGUGGUCGAUUACUGGCAUCUGCAGGGCAGGACAAUGUAGUCAGGAUAUGGGUUUUGAAGAAUGCCUUUGACUAUUUCAAUAACAUGCGCAUGAAGUACAACACAGAAGGCCGUGUCUCCCCUUCUCCCUCUCAGGAGAGCCUGAAUUCUUCCAAGUCUGAUACUGAUGCAGGGAUUUGCAGUGGAGUUGAUGAAGACCCAGAUGAUAAAAAUGCCCCAUUUCGUCAACGACCAUUUUGCAAAUACAAAGGCCACACAGCAGAUCUUCUUGAUCUUUCCUGGUCUAAAAAUUACUUCUUGCUUUCUUCUUCUAUGGAUAAAACUGUCAGAUUAUGGCACAUAUCAAGAAGAGAAUGUCUUUGCUGUUUUCAGCAUAUAGACUUUGUCACUGCGAUAGCUUUCCAUCCAAGGGAUGACAGGUACUUCCUAAGUGGCUCAUUGGAUGGAAAACUCCGACUCUGGAACAUUCCUGACAAAAAAGUGGCAUUAUGGAAUGAAGUAGAUGGGCAGACAAAAUUGAUCACAGCUGCCAACUUCUGUCAGAAUGGCAAAUACGCAGUCAUAGGCACCUAUGAUGGAAGAUGCAUCUUUUAUGACACAGAGCACUUGAAGUAUCACACACAAAUACACGUGCGUUCUACCAGAGGUCGGAAUAGAGUUGGAAGAAAAAUUACUGGCAUUGAACCUUUACCAGGAGAAAAUAAGAUACUAGUGACAUCAAAUGAUUCCAGAAUCAGGUUGUAUGACCUAAGAGAUCUGUCUUUAUCUAUGAAGUACAAAGGUUAUGUCAACAGCAGCAGCCAAAUCAAAGCCAGCUUUAGCCAUGAUUUUACCUACAUUGUAAGUGGUUCAGAAGAUAAAUAUGUCUACAUUUGGAGUACAUACCAUGACCUGAGCAAGUUUACAUCUGUAAGAAGAGAUCGAAAUGACUUCUGGGAAGGCAUUAAAGCGCACAAUGCAGUCGUCACCUCUGCAAUCUUUGCUCCAAAUCCUGGUUUGAUGGUGUCACUGGAAACUUCUGAAAAGCAAGAAGCUGAAAGUAAGGGAGAAGACUGUGAGAUAUCAGACACCAUACCCUCUGGAGCUCUGAAGACAGAUCACACAGAAGUGCUUUUAUCAGCUGAUUUUACUGGAGCAAUUAAAGUCUUCAUUAACAAAAAGAAAUAUGUAUCUUAGUUGGUUUGCAACUGACAGCAUAAUGCUAUGGUACUGUGGGAUUUAAAUUCCAUAAAUAAUGCAGGCAAAAGCAAAGUAUCUAAUAUAAUAAUGUUACAGGCUGAUUUAUUUUUAAAUCUUUAUUUUAAGGCUACUCAAAUAUUGGAUCCUUGGAUAGGCAGUGUGCCUAUUAACACCUGGGCUUGUAGGAUAGAGAGGAGUGUGUAAGAAUAAUCCUGCCAAACAUUAGACUCUAAACUUUCUACAAACAGUUGUUUGCCAUGUCAUUGUGAACCUGCACAGGUUUCUGCACAAAAUGGUGUUUGCACAUGUGUGUGCCUUUUGGAUCCAUGCACGAAUUGGAACCUGUUUCAAAAGCAUUUUAGUGGUGCUUGUGGCCACUAGAUGUCAGGAGCUGGGGUGGGAAAGGAGGGCUGGGAAAAUGCUGAAUAAUGUAGUCUGAUCUUUGCACAAAAUUCCAUUUGAAAAAGAUCUUGAAUUUGUAGUAGCUAAUAUUCAGAGUUUUAAGUUAUGCAAGUUUUUGAUGGGUCAGCCACCAUGUGUAAAUGUUUUUAUAAAUUUCUCAACUUCAGGAUGUGAAAAUUUUUUUGUUGUCUUUUAAUUGUUGUGGACUUUAGAUUCCUUUCUUAUAUAUAAUUUUUUGCACACUGGAGCACAAUACUCGUGUAAAAAAUUCUCUCAUUCCGUGUUCACGGGCACCAGGAUAUAUUCACCUUCCAGAUAAAAUUAAGCUGCAUUAGAAAGUUCUUAUAUUUUACAACUAUGUAAAAUAAACUGUUUACAUUUUUUAAGCAUUGUAGCUUAAAGUUUUAAGUUCUUCUUGUUUGUUUAGUGCCACUGAAUUUUGAAAGUCUUUGUAAAUAUUCAUAUAAAACACCUAUGAAGUAACUUUCUGGGCAUCAUAACCCAUGAAAUGUUAUUGAUGGUCAAAUGUUUCAGAGAACAAAUGUAUCAUUAAACUUGGUCACACACUUGGAAA
This is a messenger RNA of Passer domesticus (house sparrow), 4521 nucleotides long. It is a transcript of the gene WDR44, whose product is annotated as WD repeat domain 44. Lineage: Eukaryota; Metazoa; Chordata; Aves; Passeriformes; Passeridae. Gene Ontology annotation, molecular function: protein binding. The transcript is spliced from 20 exons. Bases 825 to 3542 code for a protein of 905 amino acids. The record is from RefSeq and is a predicted model, not a curated record.